Molecule: messenger RNA, 3437 nt
Organism: Brassica napus (rape)
Lineage: Eukaryota; Viridiplantae; Streptophyta; Magnoliopsida; Brassicales; Brassicaceae
Exons: 2
Coding region: 695-1366 (223 amino acids)
Source: RefSeq, a predicted model, not a curated record
UUUAAUUUAGGUAAAUUACCGUCAGGUACACCACAUUUUAAUUGAUGUAACGAGAGAUGUAAACGGUCUCUGAUAUACACAUCAUUUUUUGAUAUGAAAUUAAACUCGUGAUGUUACCUACAUAACAUCAUAAAGUUGAGGGAUGUUGUCAUGCAUAAUAUAUACUCCGUGUAGUUAAGUAUACAUUUGUUUAGUUUGUAUAGUUAGCCAUGAUCAAUACUUCAUGUAGUCAGUAAUUAUUUUUCCUUUCUUUUAUAUAGGUUUAACCUCAAGAAAUCUUUUAGCAGAAUCACUAUGCACGCCAACACCAUUUGGUGGUUGGUGAUGCAAAGAAUUUGGACUUGGACAUAUAAUUCGUGCCUUGAGAACGAAAAGGAAUGUGAAGAAUUUUGUGCUGGGAACGGAAAACCCUAAGUGCCAUAUUAUUGCACGGAAACUCUUUCAGUUUCUAAAAGAAAACAAAUAUUAUUAUAAUUAUGUAAAUAUGUUUUCAAAUAAUAAAACCAAUUAAUAAUGCAAGUAUGAAUUGGAAAUUUUACAUGUAUCUCAAAAUCUAUACUAUAUUAAAAAGGAUAUAUGAGCUCCAUUGAGCCUGUCCACGUCAGACAAUAAAAUCAGCCAAUAGAAAAACAGUUCUCCGCCACGUCAGUUGCUCACUUCUGUCAUUUGGGCUUCGCGUUUCACCGGCCCGUUAAUGUUCGACGAAGACAGGUCCGAAGGACUCAACAGCUUCCGAGAAAUCAACCGGUACUACUACAAACCAGACUCCAGCCGAUGUAGACGCGAUACUGAUCUAGUGCGGAAGACUAAGCCAGAGCAACUCCGCCGCGGCGGCGAAAACCAAGAGUUAUUCUGUAUCCAAGAGGAGCUUCGACUUCGACAAGAACGGCGACACAGACAAAGCCGAUGCGGAAGACGGAGGAGAGGAAGAAGAAGCCGAGCGGCGGAUUCAUCAGCAGCAGCGCGGCGGCGGAGAGUCCCGUCGGACUCUGAGCAGUGUCGGGAGCAGAAGAGACGGACUCCUAGCAGGGAGAGGGAGGACUCGAAGAGCUACCGAUCGGGGAGUAGGGAGAGAGGAAGCGGUAGCAGACGAGGAAGCAGAUCUCCGGAGAGAAGAUCGGAGACGACGAACCCUAAUAACGGCAUUGGCAGUUCUGUAAAUUCGAGUAACAACAACAAUAUACCUGCCAAGUUCGUUUCGGUUCCUGCAACGGAUAAAGAGAAGAGAAGCAGCAACAGCAACGCAGAUGCGUCUAUUAAAAGGGUUGUUGUCAAGAGAAACGUGGCGUCUCCAAGGUCUCAGUCGCCUGCAAGAGCGGCGUCUCCUAGAGCUCAGUCUCCGGCCAGAGUUAUCAACCACUCCUAAAGGUUAAAGCUUUAAUUCUUUUCCAGAAUUUUCGAUCCUGAUGGUAAAUUGAUUUCUCUUAUAUCAACCGUCUUAACUGAUUCGAGAUUCCAUUUUUACAGAAAUCUGCAAAAGUGUCGCCUACACUUGUUCGAACCUGAAGGUGUGGUCCAUAAAAGAGAUUUAGAUAAGUUUUGCAAAGCUCUCAUCUUUUUUAAUUGAGCAGUGAAUCUGGCAUUGUUGUAAUCUUCUUACUCUGAUUCUAUUGAAAACCAUUUCUUAUACAGAUGUUCUUCGCACCAACACGAGAGAAUUGGUAUGACAGCUACACGAGUUUAUGUAUUCUUAUCUCUUGAAAGUUUACUUCAACAAGCAUAUUUGAUCUUAAUGAUACAAUAGAUAAAUGGUGUAGCAAAUAAAAGUCUUAUAGCAGUUGGCGAGACAAAUCUUAUCUUGAAAAAGACUAUUCACCAUGUUUCUAUAAUGCUGAAGAGGGUACCCCUUAAGCCGAGAAAAAAACUAUAAUCUCUUGAUUCCCACGUUAAUGUAUGUUUAAUAAUCUCCAGAUCUCUGUCAAGCAUAUAUUUGUGCUCAAUAUCUUGAAUGUGUUUUAACUUACUAACAAAAUAUGUAAACUGGCUUACUUUGUGAUAAUUAAUUUUUUAGGGACAGAUGAACUGGUCAAUGGAACAUAGCCAGCUUGAGCCUAAGACUGAGCUUUGAUAGAGGAACGAAAGGUACUGAUACACAAUUCUUCUCAUUUUGACGCAAUUGUUUGAUUUGUCAAGGGUGUUUGAGCAUUUGAGAUCUUGAACAUAGAUUUAUCCUUCAUGAAUAACUUUUACCUCCCACUUAUUUAUUUGCUUGCCACCGACUGAUUCUAUUGUUAUGUGAACGUGUAGUUUCCUACACUUCUGCAACAUUUGGAGAUUAUAUUGCUUCUCCACUACUACUAAAUAUACAUGGUUACAAAAAGCUUUUCCUGCAAACUAGAGUAAUGUACUCAAUUUUGAUUCAUCUCAAUGGUCAAUGUAUCUCUGAAGGUGGUUCAAAGAAGUCUGCUGAAAAUGGGUUUAUGACAGGAGGUGGCUGUAAUAGCUCGAGCAGCAGAGUAGGAAGACAAACCUGGUAAUUUAUUUUUCUUUGAAAUCGCAUGUGUAUGCACAUUAAUCUUUUCUUAAUGUACACAUUAUUGAGUAUUGAAUAAAUUUGGAGGGGAUAAUGUCACCAGAACUUGAUGUCAAAUUUGAUUAUCAUUAUUUGCCUGAUUCAAGGUCCAAGCUGUGGAGUAGAAGUUGUAAUGCGGCUCUGGAGAAAAAUCAGUGUUGGGUAGAUAAGGAAUGUCUUAAACACCUGAAAAGAAGUAAGUCACAAGAUUCAUACACCACAGAAGAAGUAAGACACAAGAGUUGGAAGUGGUGACGACAAUGUAAGAAUGAAACUAAAAGAAUAUUUGUAAUGGGAAGAAUUAAAAAGUUUCUACGGUUUGUGUGUUCCUGAGGAUUCGGUUUGGUGUGUUUUGUUUUCAUUGCCAAAAUGGUGCGCUUAGUAAAAUAAAAAUAUAGAAAUGGAACGUUAAUUUCAAAUUAAAAUUAGUUAUUCAAAGCUUAGCUGAAGUAGCAGUACGUUAUGUAUAUAAAAAAUAAAUUUCUAAUGGGUUCUUAAAAGAUAGUUGUAUACAAUACGAUUUACAUUACAUAUACGACUGAAUAUAAUUCCAAGUGCUGAUUAUAUUCACUAAGUUCAAUGUUAAAAAACUUCAUAAAGCCACUUAGAAAUAUACAUAUUCAAAACCAAUUUUUAAGGAUUAAGUGUAUGUAUUUUCGUGAGCCCUCAUAUAAUAUUUAAACUGAAAUUAUUCAUAUAUACAAUAAAAAUUACUUUCUCCACUUUCUAAUUAUAUUUUUCUGAAUCUCAAGUUAUGUAAUGGCUUCUACUACAAGAAGUUUUGCUCCCUUUUUGUUUGUUUUAUUGUACCCUAUUUUUUUAUAAUACAAGAGUGAGAAGAACUUUAUUUUUUUUUGAGGUCCUGAUGAAUCAAAGAUGUGAAGAACUACAUAUAAUUUAUAUAAAGGAUAACUAUUAGUAACUA